Daldinia caldariorum is the source of this 1404-nucleotide messenger RNA. RefSeq lists its product as uncharacterized. NCBI's taxonomy places the organism in Eukaryota, Fungi, Ascomycota, Sordariomycetes, Xylariales, Hypoxylaceae. The record is from RefSeq and is a predicted model, not a curated record. The coding region runs from base 27 to 977 and encodes 316 amino acids. The transcript has a single exon.
CGGUGGAGGUGGAAGCGGAAGCGGAAAUGGACAAGGUGGUGGUAAUGGGGGUGGAAGUGGUGCUGGAACUUGUCCUGCUCAUACUAUCUUCGUUACUGUUACCCCUGCUAGUCUUCCCACUGUCAUCUCUACGGUCGUUUCUACUGUUGUUUCUACUGUCAUCCCUGGUCAAGGUGGCCCUGGUGGCUUUGGUUCGAGUUCUGGCACCAAUGUCUUCCACUCUCCUACUUCCCCUGUGGCUUGGUCUCCGUCUAGAACCAUCACUAUUCCUUGUUCUACUGAAUUGUCUGGCACUGUUCCCUUGUCUACGGAAUUCCUCACUAUCACUCUGCCUCCAGCUCCUAGUAACACAGUAUCCGGUGUUCCCAUUACUUACACGAUUGUCAGCCCAGGUGGUGGCGCAGGUGGACAAGGUGGACAAGGUGGACAAUCGACUGGAGGUAUACCUGGUGUCUCAACUAUUCCUCCAGGCCCAUUUGGUGUCUCUUCUUCCCCAGGCCAAUCCCCUGCCAUUUAUACUGAGACUCUCUCUGGAGGCGUCGGAAAUACUCCUUUCGCUACUAUCACAAUUACAGCACCUGGAGGAUCACCAAGUGGUGCUGGUCAGGGAGGACCGAACGGCCCAGAAAGUUCAGAGACGAUCGUUGUUGUCUUCCCCUCACAGACUGCAGGAAGUCCCGGAGGUUCUGGCUCGGGUUCUGGCUCGGGUUCUGGAUCUGGAUCUGGAUCUGGAUCAGGCUCAGGCUCAGGCUCAGGCUCUGGAAGUGGUCCGAAUGGCCAAGGAAUUUCACAAACAACUGCUACUACAACCCCUUGUGAAUCUACUGGCACUCCCGGUAGUUCUGGAUCCGAAACUGGCCCAGGCGCUGGCGGUCAAGGAAUCCCUUCUGAGACCACUAUUUGGGCUGCGCCUUCCGAGUCUGGUAGCGGUUCCGGAGGUGCAGGUGGCCAAGGCAUCCCACCGAGUAUCACUUUGACUGCACCAGGCCAAUUACCAAGCAACUCUGCCGGCGGAUCUGGCCCUGGAAGUCCUGGGGGCUCUGGUAGCCAUAGCAUUCUCGAAACAGUUACCGUGACCUUGCCCGGAGUAUCUGGUGGCCCAAGCUUUCUUGAAACUCUUACUAUCACUGCACCUGGAGUUUCGCCAAGUAGCCCUGGAGGUGGUUCUGGAGGCUCUGGAGGUCCCGGGGGAUCUGGAAGCCCUGGUGGUGCAGGUGGGCAAGGUAUCCCGCAGACCAUUACAGUAACGGUUCCGAGCGGAUUGUCUGGCAGCCCUGAAACAACUCCAUGCCCAGAAGGAAGUGGAUCCGGCUCUUCAAACCCUAAUGUUGUUACAGUUACCGGCACUGGCAAUGCUCCCGGCGGCGGCGCUGGAGGUCCGGGCGGGCAAGGUCUCCCUCCGAC